AUGAUUGUGAGAACCGAAGGACUGGUAGACACGAGAGAAAAUCAGAAGCGAACAAAGAUACACCCAAAGUUAAUCCGCUUCGCUCGGUCCGUGAUUGCCUAUCGGGCAAUUACAUUCCCCUGUCUUCCCUCCUUUCUUCGCCUUUCUCUACUUAUCUAUCUAUCUAUCUAUCUAUCUAUCUAUCUAUCUAUCUAUCUAUCUCUGUCUCUCUCUCUCUCUUUCUUUAAUUCGUUUUCACUUCGGUUGCUAUCUAUCUAUCUAUCUAUCUAUCUAUCUAUCUAUCUAUCUAUCUAUCUAUCUAUCUAUCUAUCGCAAUCUCUCUCUCACUUAUAUAAUAUCCUUCUUAGAAGAUCAGUCGUCUUUUUACACAAUAUCUAUCUAUCUAUCUAUCUAUCUAUCUAUCUAUCUAUCUAUCUCUGCUCAUAUCUAUCUAUCUAUCUAUCUAUCUAUCUAUCUAUCUCUUUCUGCUCAUAUCUAUCUAUCUAUCUAUCUAUCUAUCUAUCUCCUUCUUCCCAUAUCUAUCUCCUUCUGCCCAUAUCUAUCUAUCUAUCUAUCUAUCUAUCUAUCUAUCUAUCUAUCUAUCUAUCUAUCAUUUUUCUUUCUUUCUCUUCCAUUUCUUUAUUUAUUUUUUACUUUCCUUUCUUUCUUUAUUUAACUCAUCUUUCAUCAUUCCUUCUGUUUUUCUUGUCCUUUUCUUUCUUUCUUUGUUUUUUCUUUAACUUUUCUUUCUGCUUUCAUUCUUUCACUCCCCUUUAUUUUCUUUAUUUUUUCUUUCAAUCUCCUUUUCUUUGCUUCUUUCUUUCUUUCUUUCUUUCUUUCUUUCUUUCUUUCUUUCACUUGUACUCUCGUGCCCUUUUCUACCUGCGUUUUUUUUCUUUCGCUCUCCUGUCUUUUCUUUCUUUUUCUUUUUCUUUCCUUCUUUUCUUUCUUUUUCUUUCGUUUUGUUCUUUUUCUUUCUUUCUUUCUUUCUUUCUUUCUUUCUUUCUUUCUUUCUUUCUUUCUUUCACUUCCCUGUCUUUCCUUUCUUGCCUUUUCUUUCUUUCACUCUCCUGUCUUUUCUUUCUUUCUUUCUUUUUUUCUUUAUUUUUUCUUUCUUUUUUCUUUCUUUCUUUCUUUCUUUCUUUCUUUCUUUCUUUAUUUAUUUAUUUAUUUCACUUGUACUCUCUUGCCCUUUUCUACCUGUGUUUCUUUCUUUCGCUCUCCUGUCUUUUCUUUCUUUUUCUUUCGUUUUGUUCUUUUUUCUUUCUUUCUUGCCCUUUUCUUUCUUUCUUUCUUUCUUUCUUUCUUUCUUUCUUUCUUUCUGUCACUCCCCUGUCUUUCCUGUUUUGCCCUUUCUUUCUUUCACUCUCUUGUCUUGUCUUUCUUUCUUUCUUUCUUUCUUUCUUUCUUUCUUUCUUUACCUUGUUUUCUUUUUUUCUCUUUUCUUUCUGUCUUUUUUCUUUCACUCCUCUUUCAUUUCCUUCCUCUAUUUUACCGUUAUCUUUUAUAUUUAAGUGA
Molecule: messenger RNA, 1497 nt
Organism: Acanthosepion pharaonis
Lineage: Eukaryota; Metazoa; Mollusca; Cephalopoda; Sepiida; Sepiidae
Source: the annotation of a GenBank genome assembly